Messenger RNA from Lycium ferocissimum, 990 nucleotides. Its product is annotated as protein NLP3-like. Gene Ontology annotation, molecular function: DNA-binding transcription factor activity. The transcript has 4 exons. The record is from RefSeq and is a predicted model, not a curated record. Bases 165 to 875 code for a protein of 236 amino acids. Lineage: Eukaryota; Viridiplantae; Streptophyta; Magnoliopsida; Solanales; Solanaceae.
CACACACUCUCUCUUUUCCCUGAUUUUAGCUUACUCUUUGCUGAUACAAUAGUGUGUUGAUUCUUCUUUUUUCGUGUUGGGUGUAGUCAUGGCAGCAGCAUCAGCUACCGAUAUCGACUUUGACCUCAGUAAGAGUAGAACUUCUAGAAGCACUUGAACCUUUUAUGAUUGGUUCUACUCAAUCAUCUAGUAUUUGGUUGCACCCAGAAGCCAUUUUCGAUGAUCCUUUAUGGUCGACAACCCAGAAUAUGUUUCCAAGUUUUGAGCAUAUGGGUGCAGUGUUGAGUGUUCAAUCACUUGAGGAUGUAGGAGCGUCGACAGCGAUUCAUUCGUUGUGUCAAAUGUCGAAUGAUGUCACCAGUGCUCAGGUUGAUUCUUCUCCUGCUAUAUAUUAUCUUGGACCAUUUAACUCGGAAGAGCUAGCACAACUUGAUGCUUCUUUUCGCCAACCAAACAGAGCAAGUGUUGGCCUUGAAAUUGAAAAGGACGACACAAAUGAAUUGGUGCAACUUAAUUCACAUUUUGAGCAACCGAAUGUGGAAACUGACCAAGUGGAGCAUAGCGAUGAUAUUGCUAGAUGUGGAAGACAAUUGUUUAUACGUGAAGCUACAAAUGGAGAAAGUAACCUCCUCUGUGGAGCAACGACGACUAACCUUCAGAUUAUUGAUUCAAAGAAGAACAAGGCAAAAGAGAGGAUAGUAAAAGAUUAUGGGAUCACUCGUGAGACUCUGGAGCAGCAUUUUGGCAUGACUCUUGAAGAUGCUGCUAAAUCUCUACAUGUUAGUCGAUCAACACUGAAACGGAUAUGUAAAGCAUAUGGUAUAUCUAGAUGGCCACAUCAUAAGACUAGAAAGGUUGAUCACCAUGUUAGCUAAGUCGAUCACUCAUGAAGGAUUUUAUGUUCCAUCUUCAGUUGCUUCAGAAAAGGUGAUUCCAGGAUGAAGAUACCAAGCUAUUUCAGACAGAGAGUGACGCUGACGAGGACCUCCA